AUGUGGGCUGCGCUUUCGGCGCUCCUUUGGCAAUGCCUCGCCACAGAGCCAGCAGCGCCUGACUCGGCAUGUCUGCUCCAGAAGAGGAUAGAAGAAGUCGAACAAGCGGCAGAAGCGGGCAGAUCCGCUAGCUUGGCGCUCUCCAACAGCAUCACGGAGCUGGCUGAAUCCCUUGAAGAGGGCGAGACGAAGGAGUUCCUGCGCUCCUUUCGCAUCUGCGGUGGCUGCAAAAAGUUCAAGCGGUUUGGAGAGGACCACGACGGCGGUUACCUCUCCUGCGUCGACCACAUGGCUCGCGGCGAUGUCAAGGCGGCAUAUUCCAUGGGUGUUGAAGGACAUGAUCGCUGGUCGGAGGACGUCCACGAGAGCUUUGGAGUGCCGGUCUUCCAGUACGACUGCACAGUGGAGAAAGCUGCACAGGACUGUGACAACUGCAAGUUCUUCCAAGCUUGCUUGAAGGGGAACAAUGGCAAGGGUGGCUUUGCUGGAAAAACGAGCUGGACCUUGAAGGAGGCUGUGAUCAAGUCUGGCCAGAAAUUAGAGGAGCUACCUCCGCGAUCUCUUCUGAUGAAGAUGGACAUCGAAGGGUCCGAAUGGCCGACUCUUAGAACUUCAAGCACUCUGACCUUGACCAAGUUUCGACAGAUCCUCAUGGAGUUUCAUGACCUCGGAGACGAAACUCGCCACAAAGAGUUUCUGAACACCAUGCGAAAGCUGCAGGCCUCAGGCUUCAAAGUGGUCCAUCUUCACGGCAACGACUUCAGCCCGCCUUACACCAAGAACGGCUUCUCCAUCCCAUCAGCCCUUGAGGUGUCUUUGGAUGCGAUGGUAGACACCAUGGAUUCAUGCCUCGUCGACGAGACUCGAGAUCGUCUUGACCAGACCAACAGGAAGAAAGUCCGCGACGGCCAUGAUCUUCCUUUGGCACACCUCCCGCAGUAG
Messenger RNA from Symbiodinium sp. CCMP2456, 942 nucleotides. Lineage: Eukaryota; Dinophyceae; Suessiales; Symbiodiniaceae. The record is from the annotation of a GenBank genome assembly.